GAUCGUACAUGGAAAAGAGACUCUAGAACGCCUACAAGCUUUUCGUUGGUCAGCCAUAUGCCACGUCAAGCCAGAAUGACGUUGCAGUGGUGAGAUAGCGCCAUUUAACGAAAUUUAAUAGCCAAGGAGAGGAGAGACACAGUGAAAAUCCAUACUUCACCGAAUCUAAAGUGCAAUAAUAGUAUCCCGGAUAAAGCAGAGAAUAAAGAAACUUUAGUCACGAAAUAGCCUGUUGUGUUCAGGCGAGAAGAAUAUUCGAGAGAAAAAAGGACAGGGGCGUAACGAAGGCUGAGAAAAAAAAGGCGGAAAACGUUUAAUAAAACUGGUAUCAUUCGGUUAUUGGUGCGCGCACGCGCCCAAGAGAGAAAGAGAAACGGAGAGACACACCAGACACAUUCUGUAGGCUAAUUCGUGUCCUGUAACGAGUAUUUUCAAAAUUUCAAAUGCUAGAAUUCAGGCACGCGAUUAUUUCGCAAGCAAAGAGCCAUCGAGUGUGGUCGCGUCAAUCGAUCGAAUGAUCAUCUUCGGGCCACAGUGCUAUAUCAUACGGUACAAAACACGAUCGAUCGGGACAAAACAAUGGCAUUAGAGAGUGUUUCCGCGGCCGAGACUCUAAUCCAAAGUAAUAAUGAUAAUGACUUGGAAGAUGGGGAAAUUCCAUCUGAUGAAGAUGAUGAACCCAUGCCACCACCAGUAAAUGAUGAUGUCAAUAAAAAUGCAUCAAAAACAGAUGUAUCAAAAAAUAAAACUUUCGAUUCUAAGUUUAAUAAAAAUAAGAAAUCAAGUGUUCAAGGAAGUAGCAAGCACGACAGAUUUUUAAAGUACAAAAGCCCAACAGAGGAUUGGGCAGGGGAUGUAGAAAAAGCAAUUAGGGCAGCUUUAGAGGAAGAUGGUGCUAGAAAUCAAGAUUCCAAAUCUAAAAGUAAAAACAAUCGUAAUAAAAGUAGAAAAAGAAUACGGGAUGAAAGGGAAGAUGACCGUAAUAAGGAUCAAAAGAGGAGAAAAGUGAGUGAUGAUGAAAAUAUUAAUGAAGAUGAGGAUGAAAUGUUAUUUGUCAGAGGCGCUUCACCUAUUAGGAAAGAUUCUCAAGAAAAUAACUCACCAAGGCAUGCAAAUGAACAUGAAAACUUUGAUAGUAACUCAGAUUACGAUGAGAGGCCUAAUGUAAAUCGGCAUAGAGAUAAUGAUAAUAAGCGUAGCAACACAAGGGGAGGUGGAGGUGGAGGAGGACGUAGAGGUGGUAAAAACGAACGGGGCGGUAAAAAUAAAACUCGCGGGCAAAUGAGGAAUGAUAGAAAUGGACGGAGGAACCAAAAUAAUGAUCACAAUCAAGAUCCCGAUGCUAUAUGCGUGUAUUACAUGCAAGGAAAAUGUCAUAGAGGAGAUGAUUGUCCUUUUUCACACAAUGCUUUGCCACCUAGGAAAAUGGAACUAUGCAAAUUUUAUCUUAUGGACUGUUGUGCAAAGAGAGAUAAAUGCCUUUAUAUGCAUCAUGAUUUUCCAUGUAAAUUUUUUCAUACAGGAUUAAAAUGUAAUCAGGGAGAAAAUUGUAAAUUUUCUCAUCAACCUUUAAAUGAACAGGUGAAAGGGAUUUUGUUAAAACACUUAGAAACAGCUCCAAAAGAAAUUCUUGGGGACUUUCCACGUUUAAGUAGAGAAGGAGCAAUGUUAAUGAUAAAUAAUACAGCAAGAACAUUAGCACAAGGUCAGGAAACUACAAAUCAGAAAAUUCCAAGUCUUUUUGAACUAAAUGUGACUGCACCGACUAUUACCACAGACAAAAGUAAUGAAAAGGAAGAAAAAGAAGAACAAACACAGCAGCAAAAAAGUGUUAGAGAAAGAAAACCGUCUGGUAAGAAAACUAGAUGGGGUUCAGAUGAGGAUAGGGUUCCGUAUGAACAAAUUAUGCUGUUACAAUCAGCCAAUGAAUUUGGUCUACAACUUCCUAAUGCUGCAUUGGGUUUAGCAACUCAACCACAGCUACAUCAAAAACCAUUAAUAUCGCAACCCUUACCAAAUAUGGAUUUCUACACCGAAGCUAAUAAUACUGAGUCAAACAAAACCAACUUAAGUAAGCCACGAGACAGAGAAGAUUUUACAAAAGACGUAGAGGAGGAUGAAAUUCUGGAGCAGGCGAAAAAGAAAGACACUUCGAUACUUGAAAAUUCAAAAGAUGUAGAUUUAAGACAAUUGUUAAAAACAUCGAAAAAACCACCACCAGUUGUUAGUAUAGCUGAUGAAGUAGCAAAUCUUACUAAAUCUAAGUUUGACGAAGAAAGCGAUCAAGACGAAGAAACAGACCUUGUUAUAGAAAUGCCAACUGAAGAUGACGAUAAACAGAAAGACAAAGGUGCAGAGCAAGAAGAUACGAGUACAAUAAACGAAGAAGGUAACAAUCAGCAUCGUGAUACUUCUUCACCGCGAACAGAAGAACAAGAAGUGCCGGCACAUUUACCUAAGAAAGCACAGGAAUUGUUUAUGCGUAUUCAACAACAACAACGGGCUGCUCAAGAUAGUUUUAAAAACAUAGAAAACGAGUGUUCCGCGCAAAAUACAGAUCAAAUUUUAGAAGAUUGGUACUCGGAUGAUGAAGAUGACGACGACGAUGAUGAAGGCGGAAAUCUUACGAUAGUACUUUCUAAUAAAGAUACGUCGAAAGAAGAAAAUGAGUCGACAGAGAAGACACAAAAUAUUGUAAUUAAAGAAGAAUUUCAAACUGCGACUUCUGCACCCACCAUACCACAACCAGCAGCUAUUGUGGAUAAACUUGGAGAUUUAAGUAAAAUUGACAUUAGUGCCGAAGUGUCGAAGUUAUUAUCGUCACUUAAGGCACAUAGUUCAACGACUGGUAAAUCCAGCCAACAAAAUGCUAACGCGCAGGAUUAUCCUUCAAAAGUUAAAUCCUCUCCGGAUAGACUGUCAUCGGAUGAAUCGAAUACUCAUAGUAAAAUGGGAAGUAUGACCACGUUUAAUGCAUCGAAUCAACUAUCAAAAAUCGAAAAUGAAACAUUAAGUCCACACUCCUCACCUGGAAUUAGCUCUACGCUUGUAUCUAGAGAUCCUCGCAUGUCCCGAGAUCCUAGACAACGUAGAGAUGAACAAAAAUCCAGCAGUCCUAGUAGGACAGAUGGUAAAAAAGAAUCCAAGCACCUUAGAUUGGAAACCAGUAUCUAUAGUUCUGGUAUUACUGCGGUUGAUACUAACAUGGACACGGAUCUUCGAACUAAAACGGAUCAAGAUCUCAGAAGAAAAGAUAUGGAUUUCAGACAACAAUUUCAAACCGGUUUCGGUGAUACAGACCUUCGAGUAGUUGGAGCAGGAUUCACUGAUACGUCCACCAAGUCCGAUGUUGAUUUGCGACAAAUGUUAAGCUUACCCUUUAAACCAGCACCGUCACAUGUACCUUGCACAGAAAUCGAUGCAAGCAUUUCCUCACAUCCUCCAAUGACGUAUAAAGUGUACGUUGUUGACAUACCAAGACCUGAUUAUACAGGUCUUAAGCUUACUAAGAACGAUGCUCAGGUGAAAUAUGAUCCACGUUUGCGAAAAAUCUUUAGAAUUGGUAAAGUUGAAUUAGCCGAUUCUCCCAUGUCUCCGCCUCCGGUUAAAUCGGAUACUCCAAAGUCACCACCGCAAGUUCGGUCCGAUCCACGUCGAAAAGCUCUUGAGGCUUCCAAUUUAUCUUCUCAGAAUGUAAAUGCUUCCAUGAUGAAGAGUGUACAGCAGUCACCAAUGGAGAUGUCGAAUAUGGGAAUGGGUCCUGGUGGAAUGUCUGUUCCUCAGAAUAUGCCUGGACCACAAGGUAUGCAAGGAGGACAAGGUAUGAUGCCUAUGGGUCCAAAUCCAAUGCUUGGAAAUAUGGGUCCAAUGGGACCUAUGAUGAAUGCACCUAUGGGUCCACAAAACAUACCGCCAAUGGCUAUGACAGGAAUGUCUAACAUGCCUCCAGGAAUGGCUAUGAACGGACCAGUUGUGCCUCAAAAUCAGAUGAAUUUUGAUCCACGUUUUAAUGUUCAACGUAACAAUGGAGCUGGACUUUUAGGUCCAGCACCCGGCGUAGGUUUUGGGCCAGAUGUUAAUUCCUCUUACGAUGGUGCGCCGACCUACUCCGGUGGUAAUUUUAAUAAUUUUGGUCCCGGUCCUGGUCCAGUACCUCCAGAUUCUGGUAUGAUGGGUUUUAAUCCAAAUGGUCCAAAUCCAAGUUUCGGUAUGGAUGGUGGACCUGAGUGGAAUGGAACAAACCAAAAUAGACGUGGUGGGCGAAUUAGACGACGAAAUCGAAACAGGACCAAUAUCGUGACUAACAAUUAA
Molecule: messenger RNA, 4311 nt
Organism: Habropoda laboriosa
Lineage: Eukaryota; Metazoa; Arthropoda; Insecta; Hymenoptera; Apidae
Gene: su(sable)
Exons: 8
Coding region: 580-4311 (1243 amino acids)
Biological process (GO): negative regulation of DNA-templated transcription
Cellular component (GO): nucleus
Molecular function (GO): RNA binding; metal ion binding
Source: RefSeq, a predicted model, not a curated record